UCAUGAAGUUAGCUGUCGGUUAAAUCCUUAGAUAAUGAGUUUAUUUCAUACCACUUUCGUUCUUUGGCUAGCUCUAGUCCUUAUUUCACACGAAGUUUCAGGAGAAAUAGAAACUCUCGUGGAGGAACCUGGACCAAACCUUUGGUACUGGGCUGUCUUUAAAGAAAUAUCUGAAGGAUUUGGGUGGAGUCAUCCUUCGACUCAAAGUCAAUCGUACUCAGUCUGUGAUAUUGCUAGCAUUAAUGACGAACCAAAGAACUGGUUACGAACAGAAUAUAUCUACAUCAAAGGUGCUACACGACUCAAUAUUGAAGUCACCUAUGACCUUCGUAACUGCCCCUUAGCUAACGUGAUGCCAUUCUGCAGAAGUAACUUCACCCUUUAUUCUUAUCAUACGGAUCACAAAUUAGAUUAUAAUCCAGACCCAACAAAGUUAAAGUUCCAAAAAGAAACUGUCAUUGCCCCAGAAACUCCUCUUGCGCCAGCUCAACGCACAACAGACACAUUUCAUGGGUCAAUAUUAACAAAAGCAAAGGGAAUUUAUUUGGCUUUAUUAGACCAAGGAGCCUGCUUGACAAUAAGAAAGUUUGUUGUGAGAUAUCGUUUCUGCUCUGAAACGGGCGCUGCUCUCGUUAAAUUUCCAAGAACAGUUGCCCCAGCAAAUAAUAUUAAUUCAACUAAUCAUGAAGGAGAAUGUACAGAUCCUCACUCACUUAAAAGAAACAACCAAAAGAUAUUUGGCGUGUGCCUCAGUAAUGGGGAGUGGAACAUCACAAAUAGCUCAGCCUGCCUUUGCAGUUAUGGCUAUGAACUAACCAAUGGAUCUUCAGACUCUUUUGUAUGCAAAGAGUGUCAAAAGGGCUUCUAUAAGGAUUCUGUUGGUAGUGAAAAAUGUGUUCCUUGUCCUGAAAACUCAGCAUCUAAUAUUGACAGAAAUGGAUGCAUGUGUAACGAAGGUUACUACAGAUCAUCCAUUGUCGCAGAUUGUGAGGUCUUUGUAAAGGUAAUUAACAUAACUAUGGUCAUUACCAGUGAAAGUUGCACCGAUGAAAAAUACGACGAAUCCUCAUUACUGGCGAGAGUCGAAGAAGUGAUGGAAGAAGCUUUUGCUGGGAGAUUUUCAGGUUUCAAAAGUGUGCAUUUGAAAAGUAGCAUUAGGUGCGGAAGUAUAACUUUCGACCUAGCACUUAUAUUUAAUUACAAAGCAAAAGAGCAAGAUGUCAUCACAGUGCUUCGUAAUGCCUCCAAAGAUGGGAAGCUUGGAGACUUCAUUGUGAGUACCAUAAAAGAGACAAGAUCACAGGUUGAUUUCGAAACUGGAAACACUGAGACAGGCACAAUAACGCCUCCAGGCAGUGUCACAGGGAUUAUCACUGGUGCAGUGGUUGGUUGUGUCGUCGCAAUUGCUGUUGCUGUUGGAAUAUUUGUUUUUUUCCUAUGGAAGCAAAGAAGGCGUAAGAGCAAGAAACCAAAUAAUAGGGGUUUUAUCAAAGCAAGCUUUGGCCCAUAAGAAAUGUAGUAUUUAAAACAUAAUGACAGUUGUAUCAGAUACCUUUUUCCCAUAGAGCAAAGAGGGUAGACUACAAACUUAACUCAAUAUUAAGACUUCGAGACUUCUUUAAAUUUCCGAAAAAAGAUGAUAAAUGUGCGAGUCCUGGUGCGUAUCCUUUCAUAUGAUUAUAAGUUUCUAUUCGCGAGAAAAUUAAACUUAUUUUCAUACCAAUGUUUGAGCACCAGCCACAUUUUGAAAAAGAGGCCAAAGGUAAUUCGAAAAUGGCCGAUUUAACUGCACGAUGCAAGAAAACGAGUGCACGAAAUUGGCUACGUCAAUUUUCAAUGUCAAGGCUUAAGUACGCAGGCCGUUAUUGGCUUACAGAGUGAAACACCCCGCACUACCCGAGAAUACCUUGAGAAGGACCAAAGGAGCGAGGAGAAAUAUACGCAAAUCAAAAAAUUCACAACUCUCAUUUGAUCGCUCUGAUCGCUCAUUUAAUGAUCGCUCUGGAAGUUUUGUUAGACUUUCCAUUUGUAAAGUGAGAUGAAUGUUAAGAGAAACUGUUAUGCAUUGCCUUUAAAGUAAUUUCUUUUUAAAAGGGUCUAUAUACUUUGUGUUGCAUACCUUUCGAGCUGGUUUUUCUUUCUUUCUAGCUCUGUCAUUUUACGUUUUUCAAUUUUUUUUUCUUUCAUACUGUUUUGGGAACAGAAAAAAGAGAAAGGUGAGAUAUUUAUAACGAUGAUUUAUUUUCCAAUUCAAAUUAUUGUUUUUGUUGACGGUGGCACUGCAAUUAUUUUUGUUAGUAAUAUACAUGGAUCAGGGUUACUAUUAAGUUAAUGUUCCUAGAGCGUCCUUAGCGUGAUGAAUUUUAAACUACUGACGAGACCUUUUGAGUGAGGGUUAUCCAGAUAUAUUUAAAUUUGUUUAUAACUUGCCACUCAAUGCUAGGCGCAGAAAUCUUAGCAUUUCUACUCAUAAAAACCGGCUUAGCACAAAUUAUUUCAUAAAUAAUAAUCAUGAAGGGCCCAGACAAGUGCGUUUCCGUCUAUUAAAUAAAUAUGUUUCAUCCGAUUGGAUUCGGAUUAGAGAGCAAAGGAUGUUCUUUUUUAUCAUUAGGAAAAAAGAACAAAGAAAUGAAGAAAUAGGAAUUGUUGAUAGGGCUGGGCUUGAAAUGGCGAAACCUUCUCAGAGCCAGCAGUACAUGGCACUGGAUGUGUGGAAUCUGUCACCGGCCAUAACAGAUGCAGAGCGGGCGAACUGUCCACAACCUGCCGAGUCAGUCGAUGAAUACACCUCUCUGUAUUCAUCACCACGCUGUUGGGAGAUUCCUACAGAGCUCGUGUCAGUUGAAAAGGUCGUUGGUAAAGGUCCUUUUGGUCAGGUUGCCAAGGCAACAGUCAUAGGCCUCCAGGGGAGGCCAACAAAGACACUUGUGGCUGUUAAGAUGUUGAAAGGUAUCAAAAACUUCAAAUAACUACAAACGUUUCUCUGAAAUCCCGAAGGUAAAACUCCCUUGGAAAGAAGGAAUAUUCAGCAGGUAGUA
Stylophora pistillata is the source of this 3038-nucleotide messenger RNA. RefSeq lists its product as uncharacterized. Gene Ontology annotation, molecular function: transmembrane receptor protein tyrosine kinase activity; protein binding; ATP binding. Gene Ontology annotation, biological process: positive regulation of kinase activity; cell surface receptor protein tyrosine kinase signaling pathway; multicellular organism development. Lineage: Eukaryota; Metazoa; Cnidaria; Anthozoa; Scleractinia; Pocilloporidae. The record is from RefSeq and is a predicted model, not a curated record. Gene Ontology annotation, cellular component: plasma membrane; signaling receptor complex.